Messenger RNA from Salvelinus sp. IW2-2015, 3991 nucleotides. The record is from RefSeq and is a predicted model, not a curated record. NCBI's taxonomy places the organism in Eukaryota, Metazoa, Chordata, Actinopteri, Salmoniformes, Salmonidae.
UGGGACAGAGGGACAGCUUCCACAGCAGCAUCAAACAAACGCGGAUUGAUUUUUAGGCAGUCCACCACCCAUAACUGCGCAUAAAGGGAAACGUCAGCGAGAUCUACGUAGUGCCAGGCAGGCGAAACGGAGACCCGGUUAUAGGCUACCGGACUGAAUCUCUCAUUAGACAGAGCGGGACCGAGUCAGUCUGUUGGUGUCAGUAAGAGCCAAUAAAACGGAUCAAGGAUUCUAUUUCUGAAGCAAAGAACCUUUAAGGAGAGUGUGCCGAAAACCCGUAUGACAUCACUACGUCCAUCCUUUUCUCCACAUUUCGGGACUGUAAAAAUUGCUUAAUCCAGGAGAAGGACCACAUAAAGAUAACUUAUAUUUUCAGAAAAAGUACGACGUUUUGGUGAUAUAUUGGAUAAAGUUAUCGACUAUUUAGGUAUGGAAGUCGCAGCCGAUCAAUCUCGGUGGAUGGCGCAUCAUCACGCCGUGUUGAAUGGGCAGCACCCAGACUCGCAUCACCACAGCUUGGCCCACAACUACAUGGAGCCCAUGGCGCCGCUUUUGCCACCAGACGAAGUGGAUGUGUUUUUAAACCACUUGGACUCUCAGGGGAACCCCUACUAUGCCAACUCCCGGGCCAGGGUUACAUACAGCCAGGCACAUGCUCGCCUUGGGAGUCAGGUUUGCCGGCCACACCUAAUCCACAGCCCCGGCAUUCCGUGGCUUGACAGCGGGAAGGCGGCCCUCUCUGCUGCCCACCACCAUAACGCAUGGGCGGUCAGCCACUUCAGCAAGCCAGGAAUGCAUCCUGCUAGCUCCGGCUACCCUUGCAGUAGCAGCUCCAGCACUGCUCCGGUGUCUUCCCUCACCCCUGCGUCCCACUGCAGCCCGCACCAUCUCUACAGUUUCCCUCCUACGCCUCCCAAAGACGUGUCCCCGGACCUCGGCCCUGCUUCUCCAACCUCCACCUCGACAAGAAUGGACGAGAAGGAGUCCAUCAAAUACCAAGUGUCACUGGCAGAGGGAAUGAAAAUGGAGGGUUGCAGUCCUCUCCGCAACAGCCUGGCUUCGAUGAGUGCCCAAACUCCCGCAACACACCACCCCAUCCCGACCUACCCAUACUCUCUCCCAACACCACACGAAUACGGCGGCAGUCUCUUCCACCCCGGUAGCCUGCUGGGUGGAUCUUCAUCCAGCUUUACGCCGAAGUGUAAAAGCAAAGCCCGGUCGUGCUCAGAAUUCUGCUCAGAGGGGCGCGAGUGUGUCAACUGCGGUGCCACCUCCACCCCGCUGUGGCGGCGGGACGGGACGGGCCACUACCUGUGCAAUGCCUGCGGCCUGUACCACAAGAUGAACGGCCAGAACAGACCUCUCAUCAAGCCCAAACGCAGACUGUCCGCUUCGAGACGAGCUGGCACCUGCUGCGCUAACUGUCAGACCACCACCACCACCCUUUGGAGGCGUAACGGCAAUGGCGACCCGGUGUGCAACGCCUGCGGGCUCUACUAUAAACUGCACAACGUCAACAGGCCAAUGACCAUGAAGAAGGAGGGCAUCCAGACACGCAACCGCAAGAUGUCCAGCAAGUCCAAGAGGGGCAAGCGGUCCGGAGACGGCUACGAUGAGCUGUCCAAAUGCAUGCAUGACAAGUCCUCUCCCUUCGGCGGUGGCCCCGGCCUGGCUGGACACAUGACCCAUAUGGGCCACCUUCCCCCCUUCAGCCACUCCGGACACAUGCUGCCCACUCCCACUCCCAUCCACCCUUCGUUCGGCCAUCCUCACCAUCACUCCGGACGGUCGCCGGCCUGGGCUGAGCACUGAAACCUCCUGAAGCCCCUCCAUCACCCCUCCACCAUAUCAUCACCACGACUGCUUCUGUUUCUAGAGGGGUAAUUGGGCUCACUGUCAGUAGGACAUUGUUUUGCCUGGCCUCAUUUAGAGAAUGAUGGAGAGGAGACGUGACUGAAGGGAGAGAGGACGUGAGAGGGCGAAGGUGAAUCGGAACAUGGGCGUGUUGAGUUGCUCCCUUCAAGUUGCCUUUUUUUACUAAGUCACUUUGGUACCCCUCCCACCCUAUGAGAGAAAAGAUGUGAGGUAUUAGGAGAACCACUGCUUUCCCCUCCUGAACCUCUGUAGUGUAAUGAGACCCCCCCCCCCCCUGUCGCCUCUGUCCUGGCUGUUGCGGACAGACUGUUGACACCGUGGGUAUGAGAGACUUUCUGAACCAGCCUCCCCACACAUGUACAUGCAUACACACACACACUGACCCCUCACAUGCUGGAAUACACACCACCCACCUGGUCCCCCUGGACUUUAUUGGAAAAAAGAAGCAAGCAAACAGAAAGUUUAUAUAAAGUUAAUAAUUGUUAUUAUUGUUGUUAUAAUUGAUGUUAUACUAGUUGUUAUGAUAAUUUAUUUUCACUCUUUUUGCUUUCUUCAGAACACAAGGAUAUUGUUACAAUUAUAAUUUCAUUGUUAUUAUGUAAAGAAAAGAACACAGACUUAUCUUAGACGAGACAUUGUUCCUAAGCUGUACGUUUUUAUGAUUUUUCCAUCUCACAAAAUAAAGUAAAUAAAGUUUUAAUACUAAAUAAUGUCACUGAGUCCUUGAAACGUGAAAUGUAUCGUGUCUCUGUCUCACUCUCGCUGUCUCUCGCUCUGUCUAUUGGAGUGUCAGUGUGAAUUCCAGUGUCGGUGAAGAGGUUUUGAUUUCUGCUAUAUUUCUAAGUGAUAUCAGAUGUAAUGAAGCCAGCUCUAUGAUCCCCAAAGCGCAGUAAUGGUUUUGUUGUGCUCCUCCCCUGAGUGAUGUGCUGCUGUUUAUAGAAGGCUUCUUUGUGGAGCUCAGGCCCCAGGGUGCACCAGUGUGACCCAGACAGCAGGCUCCAAACCCAGGGUGAGCACAGGGCUCCCACGUCACACACUAACGCGUACACAUGUCCUACAGAAAUACACAUUUUCGGUUCAUAUUACAGUUUUUUUCUAUCGCUUUGGUGCAAUUUUCACAAGUACAGUAUGUGGUACAUUUUCACAACACUUAGUACAAAACAAGGCAGUUGUUUAAAAACUCUAAGCACAUUUUCAAUUGACUAAGUACAACACACAAAAUCACAGUCCCCUUUUUCACCAAACUUAAUCAGUAUUUUUUUAUAUGAUUGUCUUCUCAUUUGUUAAAAUACACUUGACUAUUACUUAAUCCGACUGCUCAUAAUUGAUAAUCACUUAACCAUUUAGUAAACCUACAGCUUUUAAACUGGUUUGCCUGUUUCACACUGCUUCACAAAAAUUGUAUUGGCAAAAAGAAUACUGUAAUACUGUGAUAUAUACAAUUUAUGUAGAAGCCACUUUUAUCCAACAUGAAAACAGUCCACAACUCUGGUGUUGCUAGGGCCAUGCUCUUAUGAACUGGGCCACGUUCAGGACCAGUACAACACACAGGUACAAACAAUACUGUAAAAUACAAUACACAGCUUCAAUAUAGAUGGAAUAUGUAUGAUUGCCAUCCCCAUGAGCGUACCACCCUCCUUCACCCCAUAGAUGAGGCAUGCAAUGAUUUCAAUCCAGACCUAUGUCAGGCUUUCUCCCCCGGUACAUGAACAAUGAGGACAUUUACGCCGAUUUCGAUGAGAACUUAUAGCCAAAUACUCAAGACAAGCUUGAUGCAAACAUUAAGUUUCGUUCAUUUAUUUUGUUUGAAUACAUUGUGAAAGAUGUCUUCAGUAGAAAUUUGAUGUUCAGUCAAUUUUAGUGGGUAGUAUUGCCUAAUGUGAACAGUGUAAUGUACAGAAAUUUACAGUACUGUAGCAAAUUGCAUUCAAAGGACAAUUUUUAAACAUUUUCUAUUUCUACAUUUUCUAUUGAAUUAACUGGUUGUUGUGUGUUUUGGUGAUAAAAUCGAUGUUCUUAUGGUAUUUUACAGUAAACUUAUUGUUUGGAUCAAUGGCUGUGCAGUAAAAUAUGUCUCAUAACAAAAUGAAUGCACAAUAAAUGGUUUUGAAUAUAA